Molecule: messenger RNA, 5305 nt
Organism: Pseudoliparis swirei
Lineage: Eukaryota; Metazoa; Chordata; Actinopteri; Perciformes; Liparidae
Gene: col18a1a
Product: collagen type XVIII alpha 1 chain a
Exons: 42
Coding region: 88-4104 (1338 amino acids)
Source: RefSeq, a predicted model, not a curated record
GAACGGCACAUGUAGCGCGCCCCCCCCCCUCCCGGCUCCACGUCUGCGAAAGAAGAAGAAGAAGAAGAAAAAGAAGAAGAAGAAGAGAUGACGAUCAGGUGUCCCUCGCGGCUGGCGCGCGUCCUGCGCUGCGUGCUGCUGCUGCUGCUCGGCUCGGCGGCGUCGCAGUGGCCAGAAGACACUGGAGUCUCCCUGGAACAGCUGAUUGGGGAUCCUCCUCCCGAUACGGUCACCCGGGUCUACGGGCCCGACUACAGGUCCAGCUAUGUCUUUGGCCCCGAGUCCAACACGGGCCAGCUGGCCCGCGCCCACCUGCCGAGCCCAUUCUACCGAGACUUCGCCCUCACCUUCAACUUGAAACCCACCACUGAGCGCGGCGGCGUCGUCUUCUCCGUCACGGACGCCGCGCAGGAGAUCAUGUACGUGGCCGUGAAGCUGUCCGCCGUGCAGGGCGGCAACCAGAACGUCAUCCUGUACUACACGGAGCCCGACUCGCAGGCGUCGUACGAGGCGGCCCGGUUCCUCGUGCCCUCCAUGGUGGACACCUGGACUCGUUUCUCCAUCGCUGUGAGGGACGACACGGUGAAGUUCUACCUCAACUGUGACACGGACCCUCAGGUGGUGCGCCUCGAGAGGUCCCCGGACGAGAUGGAGCUGCAGAGCGGCGCCGGGGUCUUUGUCGGGCAGGCUGGAGGAGCGGAUCCUGACAAGUUUCUGGGUCUGAUCAGUGAGCUGAGGGUGGUGGGAGACCCCCGUGCUGCCCGGACGCACUGUGAAGACGAUGACGACGACUCAGAUAUGGCUUCAGGGGAAGGAAGCGGCUAUGAAGAACCCAGAUCCCCACAAGCAACCGGGGAGAAGCCCAGAAUGACGACUCCUCCUCCAUCUUCUCGGCCCCUUCAGCCGCCGCCGCUGAGCAACAAAGACCAAGUCUCAGUCGCAGGAGAAACCGGUGCAGCCGGGGGCAGAGGAGAGAAGGGCGAGCGAGGGGACGCAGGGCUGAAGGGAGACAGGGGGCCAAUCGGGACCAAGGGGGACGUCCGCUCCGGCUCCCGGGGUGGAGCCCGCGGAGAGAAGGGGGAACCGGGGGAAAUAGGAUUAAAGGGCAGUGCAGGCUUUGGCUACCAAGGAAAGAAGGGAGACCUCGGCCCGCCUGGGCGACCCGGUUCCCCCGGCCCUCCAGGCCCCGAGACCAAGUACUCGGUCAACAGCGACGGCUCGGUUUCUUCCAGGGGCCCCGGACCCCGAGGACCGCCAGGUGCUACGGCCUCCCAGGGACAACCAGGAGCUGAUGGAGAGCCAGGGGAUCCCGGUGAGGAUGGAAAAACCGGUCCUGAUGGACCACCUGGCUUCCCAGGAACCCCAGGGGACUCUGGACCAACAGGAGCAAAGGGAGACCGUGGAGAUGGUCAACCUGGCCCCAGGGGACUCCCUGGACCUCCAGGAACCGGACACAGAUCUACUUUUGUGGACAUGGAAGGCUCUGGGUUCCCUGAUCUGGACUCCAUCCGGGGAUCGCCUGGUCUACCGGGUCCUCCCGGUCCCCCCGGCCCCACCGGUCCAGCUAAUCCCUCGACAGCGGGAGCAGCAUCGAGUUCUGGGGCGUUCGGACCACCAGGAAAGGACGGGGCGCCCGGUCAACCUGGCUUGCCUGGUUUGCCGGGGAUGGAUGGACGUCCAGGAGCUCUCGGUACCAAUGGAGAAAAGGGUGAUUUAGGCGAUCUGGGUCUUCCAGGAGCUGUCGGAGAGAAGGGAUCUCGAGGAGAUAACGGUUUACCGGGAACCCCAGGACUGAAUGGACUGGCUGGUCUGCCCGGGCCUCUGGGACCAGUUGGGCAACCAGGGCCUGCGGGGCCCCCCGGACCAAGCUAUCGUGUUGGAUUUGAUGACAUGGAGGCCUCUGGUGGAGGGUUCAGCAAUGGACUGCCUGGCGUCACAGGACCCGAGGGAAGACAGGGUUCUUCUGGCUUCCCUGGACUUCCGGGAAAAGCUGGGUUGCCUGGUAUAACAGGUCAGAAGGGCAGCGACGGGCUCACAGGAAGAGAUGGACGUCCAGGGUUGGACGGCUUCCCUGGACCUCAGGGACCAAAGGGUGACGGUGGCAACAAAGGAGAAAGGGGGGAAACGGGUCGAGAUGGAACAGGCCUCCAAGGGCCACCCGGGCCACCUGGACAAAUCAUCUACCAGACAUCUGACAACGUUAAUGGUGUUGUUGGCAAUGAUGGACCCCAGGGAGGAGCUGGUUUACCUGGCCAAGCUGGUUUCCCUGGUCCAAUUGGACCAAAGGGUGACAGAGGGGACCCCGGCCUUCCAGGCUACGGGGGAAAGGGGGAGAAAGGUGAACCGGGCCUGGUAAUCGGACCUGAUGGAAACCUUCUGCAUCUGGAAGGGCUGACGGGUUCCAAGGGAGAGAGAGGAAUACCUGGACCUGUUGGACCCUCUGGCCAUUAUGGGCCUUCUGGAAUAAAGGGGGAAAUGGGAAUGCCUGGAAGACCAGGUCGCCCUGGUGUAAAUGGUUACAAGGGUGACAGAGGAGAGACAGGAGUCGGUUAUGGCUACCCAGGAGUCCCUGGCCAACCAGGACCACCUGGACCCCCCGGGCCAACCGUGCCCUUAGAUCGCUUCAACCGCUUUGAUGAAACUUCAAGGAAUUACCCAGCAACUAAAGGGGAAAAAGGAGAGGGAGGGGACCGAGGAAUUCCAGGAAUCCCAGGAACCGCCUCUAAUUUCGAUAUUUACACAUUCAAGAAUGAACUGAAGGGAGAGCGCGGCGGCGUCGGUGUGAAGGGAGAGAGGGGCGAGCCGAGUGGCGGAUAUUACGACCCACAUUUUGGAGGAGCACAAGGCCCGGCAGGGCCUCCUGGCAAACCAGGCUUACAGGGUCCAAAGGGAGAACCUGUAUCGGGCCCUCCUGGGCCCCAGGGACCACCAGGAACACCAGGGAUUGGUUACGACGGGCGCCAAGGUCCUCCAGGAUCACCCGGACCUCCCGGACCUCCCUCACUUCCCAGAGCGUAUCGGCCCGAUCACUCCCUAAAUGUUCCCGGACCUCCCGGUCCUCCUGGUGCCCCUGGAAGUCCUGGUCACUCGUCUGGGGUUACUGUUUUAAGGUCAUACGACACAAUGAUGGCGACUGCGAGACGCCAGACUGAGGGCAGCCUCAUCUACGUCUUGGACAAAGCAGACCUCUAUUUGAGAGUGCGCGAUGGACUGCGGCAAGUCAUGCUUGGAGACUACAGUCCCUUCUUCAGAGAUCUGGAGAACGAGGUGGCAGCGGUCCAGCCUCCACCUGUGAUCCAGUACCCCCAGUCCCAGGACCAGUCCCACAACAACGGAGCGGGCCAUUACUCCCAGGGGGGUUCAGCCAUACGGCCGAUUGAGCCUCCGCCACACCCGCCCGUUGACCCCAGAUACCCCCCACAGUAUGAUCCCAGAUUCCCGGACCCGAGACACACAGGCCAGACGGAUGGGAGAUUAGCCACGCAACAGACUGAGAACAGAUACCCUGUCACUCCACAGCGGCGACCCAGCCCACCUGUGGUGCAGCCUGCCAGUCAUGUGGAGCCCCCCGAAUCCGGACUCCAUAUCAUCGCCUUGAACGCCCCUCAGACCGGGAACAUGCGGGGAAUCCGCGGGGCAGACUUCCUGUGCUUCCAGCAGGCCCGCGCCGUGGGCCUGAAGGGCACCUUCAGAGCCUUCCUGUCCUCCAAGCUGCAGGACCUCUACACCAUCGUCCGCAGGUCGGACAGGGACAGCACCCCCAUCGUGAACCUCAAGCACCAAGUGUUGUUCAGCAGUUGGGAGUCUCUCUUUGGGGACGUGAGCAAAAUGAAUGAGAACGUACCGAUCUACUCCUUCGAUGGCAGAGACAUCGUCAGGGACAGCGCAUGGCCAGAGAAAAUGGUCUGGCACGGAUCGAGCAACAAAGGCCACCGGCAAACGGACCACUACUGCGAAACAUGGCGGGCGAGCGACCACGCCGUGACCGGCCUGGCCUCAUCACUACAGAGCGGCCACCUCCUACAGCAAACCUCCAGCAGCUGCUCCGGCUCCUACAUCGUCCUCUGCAUCGAGAACGCCUUUACGUCACCCUCCAAAAAAUAAUGUCCCGUCCAUCCCCUCCGAUAAAUAUAUAUAUAUAUAUAUAUAUAUAUAUUGUUGUUUCAUUUUUUUCUUCUGGGCCCUGGUUAAACACCAUUUUAAUUUCACUAAGAACACACCUGGUGACCAUGUGGCGUCCAAUGAACUGGCCCUGUGGCUCUUUGCCUGGCAGAGACCCUUUGCAUUGUCCGCCCCUCCACAAACGCCAAAGAGAUUGGUCGAACAGAGCGGCGUUGGUCCUUUUUCUCGGGGGCGUCGACACAUAUUUUGUCCAAGGUGCGGAACGAGAGCACAGAAGAUAAAUGUGUUCACAAAUGUUAUCCUUUUUUUCUAUUUUUCCCUGUAUAUUACAUGUUUGUUCUUUGUGAUUUCUUUUUUUGACGUUAUCAUUGUUUUACCUUUUGAACUGUUGAUAAAAAUGCUAUAUCCAUCCUGUUAUUUGUAAUUUUUAUAUUAAGUCAUGAUCAUUUCCACUUUUUUUUCCAACUUCAUUUUUAAAUUGUGGGUAAUGGCGGGGAACAGCAAACGCUUAAAGACUAUUUUCAAGAAGAUAAUAGAUAUUUAUUUUUAAAAGAAGUUAUGUUAGGAUAAAAUAUGAUUUGAAAAAAGUUUUUCUUUUAAAAGAAGCUAAAUACCCUCAUUUAUAUUCGACACAACUUAGAACAUUUCAUUCUUUUCAAAAGAGAAACUGUGCCUUUAUACACAACCAGGACCGCCUAAACUCAUGUGGUGCACCGCUCCUUUGGAAAGUAUUAUUCUUCAAAUAUGUAAAUGUUACAGCAGCUUUUGCUCAAGUGCAUUCAGAUGCUUUUACUUUUCCGACAUGUAAAUGACCUUGUUGGACACAGACACAACUGUAAUAAAUAAUCCCACAUCCACGGGGCAAAAAUGUAGCUUUGUAAAUCUAAAAUGAUUAGUUUUCCUUUUACCACUUCAUGAAAACCGAUCAGUGAGUAAGCUGGACAUGAUUAGUUUGCUGCUAAUCUUUGUCGGCUGUCACAGGUGUGAGGGCGGGAUACAGCAGCAUGUUAAGGAGAGAGACACUCGCAGGAAGUCGGCUUGAAUGAAUUCCAGACACUCACCUGGCCUUGAUGCUUUUGAUAUCUGGAACAUCUUGACUGAACCUGUGGAUAUCCAUGUUUUUAACCAUGUGUGCUGUACUGUUUCUCCCAGGCACUGAAUAAAAGUCUUUUUCAACUCCCAA